AGCACCAGCAUCGCCACCUCCGCGGAGGUCGCACGGCUGCUGGCCCUCGGCGCGUCAGUAAAGCCCGGGACAGACAGUCGAUCGCGCACACGGAGGGUGCGGGUCGUCCUGGGGGUUUCGCUUGUUCCGGUUCGGAUUUGGUCGGCUUGUCGCUUAUUUGUCAGCCCGUUACUUUCGUUCCCGCGCGGCUCUCGCAUGUAGACCACUCGCGCGACACGCUGUCGUCCAGUACGAUUCAACAGCUGGCGGAGGAGGUGUUAUUCGGGCGGGAUGUCGAGCUGAAAGACACUGGUAAACACAUCCGUUGGUUUUCGGUUUGAUAAGCUGCUCCGAAUGAUGUGGGCCGCGUCGCAUCGGUCUCGAGCGUAACAUCGUUAUCCCGGACUCUUAACUCGUGAUGCGAGACGCAUCGGAUGGAUCGAAGCGCUUCGUGCUGGUGCGUGUGGUGUCGGAGCGGUAGAAUUAUAUGGACUGAUCGAAAGUUCUUCAAUCGAAAGAAUAUCGAAUAAAUUCCGGAAUGGACUAUGUGAUACGAGAAGACGACGCUAGAUAAGGAGUUGGAUGUUACGUUUAGCUCACGCAUGUUGCGGCGUGUUGCGGCGAAUACAAGGCGAAAAAACCAAGAGGCACCGACGAGAGGCGAAAGAAAGGAAUCGAAAAAUUAUUCCUCCCCGGAUGAGUCCCCCUUCGCAACCGAGUCGUAGGACAGAGCGACGAAGACGCUGAAGAGAAUUCCGCGAGUCGGCGACUCCGAGGGGGCGGUGCAUCGAACCAUCGUACCCCGGGUGCCGAUGAUUCCGUCAGGAUCAUUCACUGCCGACGAUUCGAGUUCGUCGAUCGUCACCGGGGCGUCGUGUAUACGCGCUUGUCGCGCGGUAACGACGAUCAGUCGCCAGCUUGGCAGCUCAGCGUCAGCGCGGGCAACGCAUGCACCUGAGAAUGGAAGUAAGAGCCCGCUCGGAGCACAUCAGCAGCAGCAGCAGCAGCGUGAUAACAGCACCGAGUCGCUAUUUUGAAUUCGAGACGGCGAACGGGGAGCGAGAGCCGCACGGAGGGCGCGAGACUGGAGGUGGCGGCAAGCCGUACCGGAAGCAGUGGGAGUGGGCGGACAGCGGCGACGGGAUAAGGGUGGUGACGGCGGCGGUGGUGAGGAAAAGGGUGCAGGAGAGCGGGCGCAAAAAAGCGGCGGCGGCGACGGAAGGGCGAAGGACGAGCAAGGCGGCGGCGAACGGAAAAGGAGAGCGGAAAUCGAAAGCGGAAGAAAAGGAAGUAGAAGAAGAAGGGGGUCGUCCAUCGGCGGGAGGGCCCCACAGAUGCGGGGCCCGCAGGGGCGCGCAGUCCGCGGCGGCGUGACGCGAUGCGGACGUCCUCCUCCUCUUUGCCGAGGAAGAGGAAGAGGAAAGACCUCUCGCCUCCCGAUACCGUCCUCCUCGCCGACGACUGGCGACCGUCAGUUAAAUAUGUCGGUCGACAGCAGGGUUCUUCGCUUCGAUUCUCCGCUAUUAUUGCGUCGCGUCGAGCGCGACGCGACGACGACGGCGUUCCUCACCGAGGACGAGACGGUCCUUCAGCAUGUAAGAUUCCUGGAAGGCCGAGGGUUCAUCGGACUUUCAGCGAACGAUGCUGGAAGCGGGAGAGGCGAACGGGAGACAAAAACGACGGAAGCAACGAUGAGAGACGAGAUAAGCGGAGCGCGGAGGACAUCGCGAGUAAGGAGAUUUCUCAAGAUAGUGCCUCGUUCGACGGUACCAUCGUCAAGAGCAUCCUUCUGCUGGUGCUCCUCUGCGUCCAGUGCUGCCUGGCGGGCACCGAGGCCCUGGUCGGCACGCAAAAGUACUGCACCAGGACAGUCAAGACGCGAUACGGCAUCUUGCGCGGUGUCGAGGCCAGAUCGUCGACCGCCGUCGAGACCUACUAUGGGGUGCCAUACGCGACGCCGCCGCUCGGCGCGUUGCGUUACAUGCCUCCGGUCACCCCGACGCCGUGGCGUGGUACCAAAAUCGCCGACACCAUGCCGCCAGCCUGCCCUCAGCAUCCGCCGUGGAUGUCGCCGGACGAGAAACUGCCGUGGCAGAGACGCGCCUAUCUCAAGAGGCUGGAACCCGUACUGGCGAACCAGAGCGAAGACUGCCUGUAUCUGAACCUCUACGUGCCCAAACCUCCUCACGGUAGUAUCGCAGACUCGCUGCCAGCUCUCCUCCUCAUUCAUGGCGAUUCCUAUUCCUGGGGUGCCGGAAAUUCAUUCGAUGGAACCGCCUUGGCCGCUCACGGACGCCUCAUUGUCGUCUCCAUCAAUUUUCGUCUUGGUGUGCUUGGCUUCCUGAAAACCGGAUCGAAGGGAAGCGCGCAGGGCAAUUAUGGGUUGAUGGAUUUGGUGGCUGGACUUCAUUGGCUGCGCGAGAAUCUCGGCGCUUUCGGCGGCGAUCCUGAGCGACUGGCAUUGCUGGGUCAUGGCACCGGAGCGGCUCUCGCCAAUUUUUUAGCCGUCUCCCCUAUGGCGAAAGAGUUGAUCGGGAGGGUGAUUUUGCUCGGAGGCUCGGCUCUCUCGCCAUGGGCGGUCCAGCGAGAUCCGCUGAUGGUGAAACGUCGAGUAGCCGAGGAGAUCGGAUGUCCCGGCGACGUCGAAGCCGACGAUAUCGCAUCGUGCCUUCGUUUAAAGAGCGUGGAAGAGUUGCUGGCGGUGAAGCUGAAUCCGCCGAGAUUCACUUCCGGAUUUGCACCUUUUAUCGACGGGGCUGUUCUGCCAGCCACAGUCAAUCAGAAUUUUCAGCCCACUGCCUCUUCUUCGGGACUAAUGCCGAUCGUGCCCGGGCCCGGCUCUGAAUUCGCGGACUUUGGUAAUCGUGAUUUACUCUUUGGUUUGACGUCCGAGGAAGCCUGGGUAAAUUUCACCGAGCAAGAUAUACAGAACGGCUUCAACGAAACUAGGAGGGACCGCAUAUUGCGCACUUACGUCCGGAACACCUAUCGAUAUCAUCUGCAUGAAAUCUAUUCGACUCUCCGGAAUGAAUACACCGAUUGGGAGCGGGGUGAGCAAAGUCCCGUGGCGAUCUGCGAGGGCCUUUUAUCUCUCCUCGGAGACGGUCAAGUCGCCGCGCCGCUUCUCAGACUGGCUCUGCUUCACACGGCCUCGGAGGGACGGGGUUACUUCCUGCACUUCCAAUCCGGCGAACGACCGAGUCAGAGAGGCGAGGAAGUACCCUAUCUCCUGGGUAUACCUCUUCUCCGCGGGGAAGUCACGUCCGCGCCGCCUACCUUUGGCAACUAUACUCUCGCCGACGAGAAUUUGUCCAAGCUACUCGUGCAUUACUUGGCUAACUUUGUGAGACGCGGGGAUCCAAAUGGUGCGAGUCCCUUGUCCUCGGAGAACGGUUUGACGACGAGUCCGCCGUUCUGGGAUUCGUAUGACUCUAUAAACCAGUUAUACUUGGAAGCCGGUCACAGCCCGGAGAUGCGUUCGCACUACAGAGGCCAUAAGAUGUCCCUUUGGCUGAACCUGCUGCCGCAGCUGCAUCGGCCGGGCUACGAGAUCAACAUGCGACAUCACCAUCUCGCGGAUGGCACCAAUCUCUAUGAAGGUGCGGUACGUCCGCAGAGCACGGCCGUGCCUCUACCAGCACCCCCGCUACCCAUGCCAUCCCCCACGGAACCGUCCUCGAUUCUUACCGCUCUGUCGACCACGGAAUGCACCCCGAACGCGACCGUCGCGACGACCAUCACGCCUACAACCUCGCGAACGCUGCAGCACUCGAAUCUAGGCCCGGGUCCCAAUAAUCUUCUGCGCAAAUUAGCAUCCAGUCACUAUCAAAGUUACACCACGGCCCUUACAGUUACCAUCGCGGUGGGUGUGUUUCUGCUGUUGCUCAACAUCCUUAUUUUCGCGGGGAUCUACCAUCAGCGCGACCGGAACGUGUCCGGUGGCAGCGCCUUCGGCAACAAGAAGAAGGAGGAGCUGUUGGAGGCCGGUUGCUCCGGCAUAAAUACCUCGGGGAAACAGCGACUGCCGGCCUCUAUGAAUCUGAUGGACUCGCCAUCGAUGCUGCCGCCGCACAAAGCGAAGCUCGUGCAAGAGCUCGAACUGCAACUGCAGGAAUUUCAAUGCUCACCGCCGCCCGGUGGCGGUAAGCGAAUUCUGGAGCCGCCGUCGUACAGCAAGAGCCCGUGCAUCCAACGUACUCGUACCCCAUCGCCCUGCGUAGACGCUACUAUCGCUCGGAUGGACGAGGUCAGCGACGUUGGCGUUCGUCAUCACGACAGCGAGGACGAGAACGAGGAACUACCGGAACCGCCGCCCCCGCCCAAGGCUCCGGCGCCCAACGUCGGUCUCACGUGCCCCGGAAUCCUUCGGCAACCUGGGACACCCGGUAGCGCGAAAAAGCGCGUGCAGAUUCAAGAGAUCUCCGUGUGAUAGAGACGGGGGAGAAGAGGAGAGGAUUUCAGUCUCUUGAGGACUUUGAUGUUGAAGAGUGGGCGGUUUGCUGAGAACGUGAGGGCGCAACGAGAGAGACAAUGUCGAUCGAGAUCAAGUGUAGCGAGGAGCGUCUUUGAACCCGGAUUAUAAUCGGAUACUCGAAGCGCGAGAAGGUACGCUCUCUCAGUCACUGUCAAAGCGAAUUUCGUUUUUCUAAUGAAAUUUUAUCGUUUUCUUACAUUAUUUUCUUGCUUGAAAAGGAAUGAAUAUAAUGCUCUCGUUGCGAUGCGCAUCGGUUGACUCGUACAAAAUGAAAAUGCGAUCGCUCUCCGAAAUAACGAUCGCAUACAACAUAAUAAUAAUUCUCUUCUCGAUACUCACGCGUUCUUGUUCUUAAAGCUUAAAACUAACUCUAAGAAGUGCGUUUAGUUUACGAUCAAAUUUAAUAUUGUUCGCAUCAUCUUCGCUACGAGUGAUGCCGACGUAUCCGUAAUACUUUAAAGAGAAAGUGAAACAAUUUUUACUCGCUGCAAACGAAACGUUGUACAGUGUGUCGUGUGCAAGUGUUAGAAAAUGUGCUUUGUCGAGGAGUUUCUUACUGAAACUUUCGGGUUGUGAUUCGCAUCUUCGCAUCCUCACGAUUCGGUGAAUGCGAAUACCACGGAACAGACAGGAGAUUCCUAGUGGUCCUUUCCGAGACAUGAAUCUUCGUCCGUCCAUCAAGGACGAUAACGUCUGAUAUACUUGAAAUUCACAAAAGUUCAGCCGACACUCGUUCAUUGACUCUUCGGCUGGGUUCGGUCGGUGGUUGUUGCGUAAAACGGGGGAUUGAUGUAAUCUCAGGAAUAAAAAAAAAUGCAAAGGACAUCACACACAUCUCGCGGCAGGAUAUGUACGGUAUCUGUCGUGGUGCUAACGCGGGCUAAUUCAGUCCGGAUCUGCCAUAAUACUAAAUGGAAUUAAUCGAGGAAUUGGUAGUCUUGGACUUCAACUUUUAGAUUCAUAAAACGAGGAUGACUAACUAUCGACAUGUAUGUGUGUGAAGGAACGUAUAGCAGAGAGAAUAAAAAGAUGGAGGGAAAAAGAGAAAGAAGAAGGGAAAGAAAAUGAAUUCUGUAAAAUGAUGACUCUUGCUAGUGUAACUGGGGCGUAUGUUUGUGUGUGCGUAUGUAAUCUUAUACAAGGAAUUAGAACACGUAUGAGAUGCGAGGUAGGUCUAAACGGUUUAAUGGCAACGGGGAGUACUUGAGAAGAUGCAGGUGACUCUCCAUACUUGUUUUAAUAAUUGCCGUUAUGUAUAACGUAACAUUGCAUUUGUAAAGAAAAAUUCGAUGCGAUACGAAGUUUUAGCGUUUUAUUCAAAAAGACCGUAUAUCUGCGUUAUGCGUUAUAUACUCAAACAUUUUUAUGGCGUAUACAUUUGUCAGAACGUAUUGCGAUAUAAGUUUUCUCUAACUUUAAUAUUCACCUGGGGGUUGGAAAGAGAAAGAGAAAGUUGCACUGUUUUAGAAAGUUAUAGAUUUGCUACAACUUUUUGACGACUGCUAUAAAAAAAGUGUUUAGAUAAAGAGUUCCUACUUUUGACCAAUUGGAGAUUUGUCCUGUAACAUAAACGCUAUGAAUUAGUAGUAAAUAAAUAUAUUCGCG
This is a messenger RNA of Camponotus floridanus (Florida carpenter ant), 6058 nucleotides long. RefSeq names its product neuroligin-1. Lineage: Eukaryota; Metazoa; Arthropoda; Insecta; Hymenoptera; Formicidae. The record is from RefSeq and is a predicted model, not a curated record. Gene Ontology annotation, biological process: neuron cell-cell adhesion; modulation of chemical synaptic transmission; presynaptic membrane assembly. The transcript has 8 exons. Bases 1358 to 4408 code for a protein of 1016 amino acids. Gene Ontology annotation, cellular component: postsynaptic membrane; synapse; cell surface. Gene Ontology annotation, molecular function: signaling receptor activity; neurexin family protein binding.